GUCAAAUAAUAAUUGAAUUAAUAUAAAUUUUGCACUCAGUUACAAUUCAUUUCGGCCUUUUCUUAAUUAUUUUAUAUUUAUAUGCAGGUCUACAGCAUUUCAAAAGAUAUUUAUGAUAUAGGCCAAUAAUAAAGAAAUCCUGUUAUUCAUGGUCAAGUACAAGUCGCCAUGAAAAUACUUAUAUGCAAAUUAAUUCUAUUACGUAGGCGGUAAGUAUAUAAGCGCUACAAGACAGUAUUUCGGCAAUUAUCGAUUUGCCUUCCACGUGGUUCGUUGUUUUUCCGAGUCAUGGGAAAUAGGAAUGCUAUCGCAGUCUGUAUUUUGUCCUUCGUUUUUCUUCUUGAAGUAUUUGCCGAGACUACGAGACUUCAUGUGGAUAGACGUCAAAAUGAAGGCGUAGUAAUCAUACCACCAAACUGUGACAGAGUUUUGGAAAGCGAAACGGGAUGCAUUACCUCUCCAAAUUGGCCCAGGAAAUCUGUUGAUUUUAACGAAUGUAAAAUGGAGGUUAAGUUACAAGUAGAUAAAAGAAUUCUGCUCACUUUCAACAAUUUUACACUCGAAGGGACAGAUGUUUGUGACGAAAAUAAUUAUGUACUGGUAUCUAACGGUAAAAGCAGCCGACAAGACGUAUAUUGUGGAACAUUUCAUCCAUUUACUUGGUUAACAGACUCUAAUGAAGUAUGGGUGACAAUGAACGCUCUCACCAGUAAAGUCUUUAACAGAUACAAUGCUACAUACCGUACCGUUGACAAGGCACCAAAAAAUGCCUGUAGCAGAGUACUUGUAGAAGAGAUUGGAGUAUACAGUAGCUCAGAUAUGUCGGACUUUCCUUAUGAGUCAUCGCAUUUUGGCAAUACGAUACCAAAUGGUGAUACCUGCGAAGUUGUAAUCCAUGCACGCCCAGAUGAACGGGUUUCAAUCUCAUUUAGGCAACUCGCAAUUCCAAAUUGUCAGAACCCGUUAAAGAUUAAAGAUUUGCUCACAGAUCGGACAAAAAAUAUAUGCGGAGAGCACGAAUCUGUAUCUUUUACAUCUGAUGCUAACGAAGUCGUUAUAACUUAUGACAAGACUGAUUUGAGAAACGUAGUGGAAUUUGAUUACGAGUUUAUUACACGCCCACUCGACGAAAGCUGUAGUAAACUAGUACUGGGUCUUCCUGAAAAUGGCCUCGUAGUAACGACACCAAAUUUUCCACAUCCAUAUCCUAGUAACCUUGAAUGUCAAUACAUCUUUCAUACAUCAUUUGAUAAAGUGAUCUCAUUAAAUGUCUCCGAAUUUAUUUUGCAACCGCCAAAAAAGACGCAUCAUGGAGAAAUUUGUUUGGAUGAUUACAUACAGAUCCGAGACCUUUCAACGAACCAGAUUUCCCAACUUUGCGGCAGUUAUCACAACUUUUCCUGGACGUCCCAUAGUAACGAAGUGCUAUUGACGAUAAAAACAGACAACCUACUUGAUUACACGGGCAUUAAACUUGUUGCAAAGUCUAUAAUUAGACUCCCAGAUCCAGAUUGUAUGACCAUAACCAGACAUGGAGAUUCAUUCGUUUUGACAUCUUUGAAGUUUCCUUCAAACUAUCCAUCGGGAGCAUCAUGUACGCUUUUAUUUCAAGAACUACCAGAUAAAUAUGUAAUUUUUGACUUCGAAAAAUUUGACCUAGAAGAUACACAGGGAUGCGAGGGGGAUUAUGUGCAGUUCAUAAGUUCCACUUCAGGAUCCCUUUCUGACAAACUAUGUGGAAAAAAGGAACCGUUUACGUUGACAUCAGAUUCAAAUGAGGUAUCGAUUGAAUUCAAAACUGAUGCUAGAAACCAAAAAUCUGGAUUUAAAGCAAUUUGUUCAAUAAUCAACAGACCAACAAGAACACCCGAAAACACAGAAUGUAGUACGAAUCUGCACCAGAAAUCUGGACGCAUCCAACUGCCUGUAAAUCCGGAUUGGCCACCUGUCCGUGGAUCGGAUUGUCUGAUCGUUAUUCACGCAGAUCCGGACGAGAGAAUUAGACUGAAAUUUGUCAGCUUCGUGGUUUCCGACCAAGACUCUGAUAAGGAUUUCGUAGAGAUUCACGAUAUAUCAUUGAAAGGAGAAACUAACAAGGCAACAUACACCGGACAUUUGAAUCCAUUCUCUUGGACGAGCAUCCGGAAUGAGCUAGCGAUAUAUGUUCGUGAUGAACAUGAGAUUUCCUCGGUUUCCUUCAUUGCCGAUUAUGAAACAUUACCAAGAUCUGAAGAUGGCUGUGAAAAACUGUUUACAAAGAGAUCGGGAACGAUUGAAUGGCCGUUUAACGGUGAAAGUAAAGCCAGUCAUUGCGAUGUACUUAUUCGCAGCGAUCCAAAUGAACAAAUUCUGUUUACGUUCCAUAAAUUUACCAUGGAAAAGGGACUUUGUCCUGAGCAUUCAAUGACCAUACAAGACGUAUCAACACAACGUCAAGACAAAUUUUGUUCAACCACAUGGCUGUUCUCCUGGUUAAGCGAAUCCAACGAAGUUAGCAUAGACUUCCGACGAAAUCCGAAGGUAUUCGCUGAAGUCAGUGCAACCUACCGCUUCAUUCCACGCCCUAAACUAUCAGCUUUCAAUCAAUUCCUAACUUCACCAGAGGGAAUAAUUUCAUCUCUUGAACACAAUCGAGAUGAAAUUAUUGGAAAGAACUGCACAGUAUACAUUCAAACAACUCCAGAGCAUAGUGUUGUGGUUUCGUUAACAGACUUUCUAAUUGGGGAAAAGCAAGACAAGAAUCGUCAGUCAAUCACGUGUACGGGGGAGAAAUUUUUGGAGGUGAAGGAUUUGACCACUGGUCGCACUAAUGUUUAUUGCGGUGAAUUUGAUUUGUUUACUUGGACAUCUGAUCAGAACCUUGUUGCCAUCACUUUCCACAUUAGCAUUUACCCAACCUAUAAUGUAUUCAGAUCUACAUACAAGUCAAUUCCACGUAUUGCAGGGUGUGAUCAUCGUGUUAUAAAACCGACGGGAACUAUUACAUCAUCGAAUUUUCCACUUCCAUAUUCCGCCAACAGUGAAUGCCGCCAUAUUGUGCACUCAGAACCUGGAAAUCUUGUAACACUCAAUUUCACAAAUUUUGAUGUACAACCCUGUGGCAACGACUACGUUGAGUUGAUAGACAUGGGCAGUGGACGCGUCGAAACACUUUGCGGAUCGUAUCCGCUUUUUUCUUGGACAUCGGAUACAAAUGAAGUUUCGAUAAGACUACACGGCCGUCAGAAGUCCAUCGGUGCAAGUGGGUUUAGAACAACAUACCAACACGUACAACGCCCUCUUGUCAGUGAAUGUUACGUGCGACUAAACGACUCGCAAAAUACACAGUUUACAUUGCCAAAGUUCGUUGUGAAGGAUGCUGAACAUGUUGAAUGCCAAUUCUACAUUAAAACUAAACCCUCAGAGAGAAUUCAAUUAACCGUCGAAGACAUAGAUGAAGUGUUCAAUUGUUCGGACAGUGGUCUUGAGGUAACAGACGUAGCAACUACAAGAACAAACAAGUACUGCGCUAUAUCGCACUCAUUUUCCUGGACAGCUGAUACAAAUGAGCUGAAACUACGUGUAUUUGCCAGCAAGGAUCAACUGCCACAGCUAUUAGCAAAAUGGAAACCAAUUGUCCGAGUUGGAAUUCUAGGUGUUUGGGAUGCUGAAAGCGCCGAGGUUGUCUUAGAUGGAACAGACACUUAUCAACUUAUCAUUCGUACUCUUCCAAAUUAUCGUCUGGUCGUUAAUUACCUUCAUGAACACGCCGACAACCAUGAUUGCGACGCCGAAAGAAUCACCAUCACCGAUUCAACCACACUACGUACAUACACCGACUGUGACUUCUUCAAUGGGAUUAUGUCAUGGGUGUCUGACGGCAAUGAGGCGACCAUAGAUAUCAAACAGGAUGACCACACUUCUAAGAUACAUUACAUCUCGGUUUUGAAAGCACCGCCUUCAGAAUGCAACAAAGUGUUGGUGACGAAUUCUAACUUAGAUGUUAAUUCAAACUUGGAAACGUCGCAUUACCCAGAUAUGUAUGACAACAACGAUGAUUGCGAUAUGGUCAUUCAAACCAGGUCGGAUUCCCGCAUCCAAAUCGUCUUUGAAAAAUUCUGGCUGGAACAAGAAAACUCUAUGGGAUGCCACAAUGAUUUCUUAAACAUGACAGAUACAUCGGUUGGAUUUCAAUAUGAUCACUCGGAACGCAUCUGUAAUCGUCACGAACCAUUUUCUUGGACAUCCGAAGGGAAUUCUUUAUUAUUGCGAUUUCAUACAGAUAGCAGCAUUGCCCACACUGGUUAUCUGGCAAAAUACAAUAUUCUAGAGAGGCCGAUUCCAUCAACUCACUGCAAUCAAACUUACCUAGGUGCCAACGGUCUCAUCCAAUCACCAAAUGUAGCAGAAAGACUUCCACAGUACCAAAAUAAUCAGCUUUGCUUGUACUUUCUCAAAGGAAAAGUAGGCGAGAAAAUAGUUAUAGACUUUAAAUUUUUUGAUGUGGAAUUGCAAACCCCGUGUGAACGCGACUAUCUGAAGAUUGAGGACAUUGCUACGGGAAAGACAAACAUUAUUUGUGGCCAACAUGAGAACUUGAUAUGGGAAUCCGAAAGUAAUGAGGUCAACAUCACUUUUGUAACAGACGGAAGUCGUGUUUUUAACGGCUUUGAUGCAUCUUAUAAAAUGGAAAAUUUAACCCGAACAUCGUACUGCGACGUCACACUUCUGGAGACCACUGGUACAUUCAAUUCGCCAAGUUACCCAGCCAAAUAUGCUAAUGAUCUUGACUGCACAUACACUAUUAUUGCGGAUCCUCACCACACCAUUGAAGUAAAAUUCGAAUACUUCGAUGUUGAGGCUAGUCCGCACUGUACAAAUGAUUACGUUGAGCUAUCAAGCUCUGGAGAAGGAACCAGCCAACACUUUUGUGAUAGGAAAGGGGUAUUUAAAUGGAACUCUACGACCAAUCGUGCAGUCAUCAGGUUGCAUACCGAUCACAUUGUCACAAAAACUGGAUUCCUCGCAACAUAUAAAACUCGCCUCAUAUUGAAUGAUGUCGCUCAAUGCUCAGAAGAUUUAAAAGGACCAUAUGGAAUGUUUGAGACGCCAGAUUACCCUUCUAGUUACGGAAAUAAUUUAGAUUGCUCUUACUCAAUCACCGUUAAUCCACUAAAAGUUGUGAGGGUUGAUUUUCUGGAUUUUGAACUAGAAGAGCCGCGAUUUAACUACUGUUCUGAUUUUGUAAAGCUGCCGUACAACUCGAAUGAUGAGGUUACGCUAUGUGGCCAACUAGACCAACAUGUUUACGUCUUAAACGAUCACAAAGUAGUCGUCCACUUCCAUUCAGAUGGCAGCAACACGUAUCGUGGGUUUAAAGCUUAUUACACGGAGAUAGAUCCACCACCAGAGAGUCCAUCAAUAGUUACUCCAACGCAACCACCAUUCUGCAACCUCGAAGCUGGUAAAUUAACUGAACACUACGGGGUGAUACAUAGUCCAAACUUUCCCUUGUACUAUCCAGAUAACGAGUUAUGCCGAACGAAUAUAGAGACGAAGAAAAACACCCAUAUUGUAAUUACAAUUCGUUUCAUGGACAUCGAAAACUAUCAACUUUGUGAAUGGGAUUCACUUCAGAUUUUCGAUGAAGUGUCCGGUCGUAGCAGUGAAAAACUUUGUGGGUCCCUUGAUGCUCCUUUCAUUUGGGAAUCUGACAGCAACCGCGUGAAAUUGGUGUUCAGAAGUGACGAUAUUCUAGCCCGAACUGGGUACUACGGAACCUAUCAAGCUAUAGAAAAUUCUGAAACUCCUCCCGUAGGCAUCGAUAAGAAUAAACCUGAAAAAGUGCCGGAAAAAUUGCCGGAAAAAUUGCCUCAAAAACCGCCUCAAAAACCACCUCAAAAACCACCUCAAAAACCACCUCAUAAACCACCUCAUAAACCACCUCAAAAACCACCUCCAAAAUUAAGCGAUCAAGAGUUGGACAAUAACAAUUUAGGAGACACUCAUUUAGGGAAUGGUGGAUAUUAUGAAGGGCCAUUUGGAGGUUUUGGUGGAUUUGGAGGCAGAUAAUUGUAUUCCGAAGUAAAUAAUCUAUAUUAUUUAUGCAAAAUAAAAAAUAUAUAUACAAGAGUAA
This is a messenger RNA of Anneissia japonica, 6115 nucleotides long. Its product is annotated as cubilin-like. Lineage: Eukaryota; Metazoa; Echinodermata; Crinoidea; Comatulida; Comatulidae. The record is from RefSeq and is a predicted model, not a curated record. Bases 289 to 6051 code for a protein of 1920 amino acids. The transcript has 30 exons.